GUGUGUAUUUAAAUGUUAAAGCUAACUGGCCCUAGACAGUCGUGAUGGGUUCGUUAGCAACUUCACUUGGGAUAGUGCUGCUGUCCUUAGCCGUAGCAGUUCUUCUAUCUUGGAAACGAAAUCCAGGAGCACCGGCUGAUUUUGUCAUCACGAACUGCAGUAUCUGGACUGCAGACCAGGAUGUUCCAUGGGCAGAGUCGAUGGCUGUGAGACGGGGAAGAAUCCUUCGCGUGGGUUCUCUCUCAUUUGUCAAGGAGGUUGCCGGUUCUGAUACCGAAUUCCGUGAUCUCGAGGGGCAGUUUGUGGUGCCUGGUUUCAUUGAUUCUCAUGUUCACUUUAUUCCUGGAGGCCUGCAGCUAGUAAGAUUGGAUCUUCAUGAUGUACACACACGUCUAGAGUUCACACAGAAAGUUCAACAUGCUGCUCAUGGGCUCGAGCCAAAUGAGUGGCUUCAAGGAUUUGGAUGGAGCAACGAACACUGGGGAGGUGAGUGGCCAGAUUCAUCCUGGAUUGAUAGUGUCACAGAAAAAAAUCCGGUGUGGCUCAGCAGGAUGGACGGUCACAUGGGCCUUGCAAAUAAAGUUGCCAUGGAUAUUUGUGAUUUGAAGAGCGUUAAAGAAGAUCCAACUGGUGGGAGCAUUGUAAGAGAUGCAGAUGGUGUUCCAACUGGUUUACUCGUUGAUGCUGCUAUGAUAUUGUUAACUUCUUGUGUUCCUAAACCGUCAUUGGAGCAACGUAGAGACGCUCUGGCAAGAGCAAGCCAUUAUGCUGUCUCUAAAGGCGUCACCUCAGUAGUUGAUUUCGGAUCAUACUUUCCUGGUGGAUCAAUCAAAGAAUCAUGGAACGAUUUUGAAGAGGUAUACACGUGGAUGGACUCACUCGGGAAUAUGACUGUGAGGUCUGCACUUUUCUUCCCACUCGAGACUUGGCCACGAGUCGCUGCUCUGAUAAAAGAGAGAGGACGGCAUAUAAGCGACUGGGUUCACAUUGGUGGGGUCAAAGCUUUUGCCGAUGGAUCGCUGGGCUCGGGAACAGCUCUCUUUCACCAGCACUACGAAGACGAUCCGAACAAUUUUGGCCUCCGUGUGGCCGAUCUGAGUUGGCUUUCCGAGUCCGUGAGUGCUGCUUUUGAGUCGAAAUUACAGGUAGCAGUACAUGCGAUUGGCGAUGCAGCAAACGAUGAUGUGCUUGGAAUUUACGCUGACGCUAUUUCUAAACAUCCUCGUCAAGGACAUCGAUUGAGAGUAGAGCAUGCACAGCACCUUUCACCUGGAGCGCACCUUAAAUUUGGGACGUUCUCAAUAUCUGCGUCGAUGCAACCAGAGCAACUUCUAGAUGAUGCUUACUACGCCGUGAAGAAACUUGGUGAGAAGCGCUCACGUGGAUCUUAUAACCUCCGCUCCCUCCUCGGAAACGGUAGCGUGGUUGCUCUAGGAUCCGACUGGCCUGUUGUAGCAGUGAAUCCACUUGGAGGGAUCCGCGCAGCCGUGGAGAGAACACCUUCAGGCUGGAGUCAUCCCUGGAUUCCCGAGGAAAGGAUUUCUGCAUGGGACGCAGUGGCGGGGUACACAUCCUUGGCUGCGUAUGCAGCUGCAUUGGAGGAUCUGGUUGGGUCACUGACUCCAGGAAAGUUUGCCGACUUUGUGGUGUUGUCCGAGUCUCCUUUUGCACAGGGCACGGGCAUUUUUCCUCGAGUGGUUGCUACGUUCGUUGGUGGAAAUAUUGCCUUCCUUUCUUAAGGCUUUAUUCCAAACUUGGUAAAUUAUUUCGUGGUCUUUUAAAUAUUGCAUAUUUGCGAGAA
Messenger RNA from Selaginella moellendorffii, 1801 nucleotides. Its product is annotated as putative amidohydrolase YtcJ. The transcript is spliced from 14 exons. NCBI's taxonomy places the organism in Eukaryota, Viridiplantae, Streptophyta, Lycopodiopsida, Selaginellales, Selaginellaceae. Gene Ontology annotation, molecular function: hydrolase activity, acting on carbon-nitrogen (but not peptide) bonds. The record is from RefSeq and is a predicted model, not a curated record. Bases 45 to 1739 code for a protein of 564 amino acids.